AUGUUAUUAGAUCCAUUCACUCAACGUGUAAUAUGGUCCAUCACGCAAUUAUUGUUUGCUUUAAGUGCUACCGUGCGAAGGCAUGCUCUGCUAGCGCUUAAAAAUCAAGAUCUAAGUGUUUCGUUACAUUAUAUCGAAGAAAACAUUGAAUUUGAAGAAGAUACAGAUUUAACAAUCAACAAACAAAUAGAUCAGAAUAUUUCAGAACAAGAAGUUCAUUCUCAAAAUGGAGAAAAACAUUUUUCAUGUGAAAUUUGCGAUAAAAAAUUUACACAGCAAAGUUCUUUGAGUACCCACAUACAACAAUUACAUGAUGAAGAUAAACGCCUUUCAUGUGAAAUUUGCGGUAAAAAAUUUAAACGGCUACGCUUUUUGGUUGUACAUUUACAAACUCAUACUGGAAUAAAACCUUUUUCCUGUGAAGUUUGCGGUAAAGCAUUUCCACAGCAAAGUUUUCUGAUUAGACAUUUACGAACGCAUUCUGAGGAUAAAUCUUUUUCAUGUGAUUCUUGCACCAAAGCAUUCAGAACGAAACAGUUGUUAGUUCGACAUAUUCGAAUUCAUACUGGAGAAAGACCUUUUACGUGUGAUAUUUGUAUGAAAAGUUUUAAUCAAGAUAGUGCUUUAGCUCAGCAUAAACUUAUUCACACUGAAGAAAAACCUUAUGUAUGUGAAAUUUGUGAGAAAUCAUUUCGUCAAAAAAGUAAUUAUGUUAAACAUAAACGAACUCCUCAUACUGGAGGCAAACAAUUUUCAUGUGAGUUGGUAGAAAAUAGAAAACCGUUUUCGUGUAAAUUUUGUGGUAAAAAAUUUCCAUUUCAUUGUCGAAGCAAUUUUAUUGAACAUGAACGGAUUCAUACUGGCGAAAAACCUUUUAUCUGUGAUAUUUGUGAUAAACGAUUUAAUCGUAAAAGUGCUUUAACUCUACAUAAACUAGUUCAUACCGGGGAAGAACCUUUUGCAUGUGAUAUUUGUGGGAAAACAUUUAAUCAGCCAGCAAAUUUAAGUCGUCAUAAAAGAACCCAUACGGGACAAGAAAAAUUUCCAUGUGAUAAGUGUCACGUAGGAUUUAAUCGUAGAAGUAGUUUAGUUCAACAUAAACGACUUCACGUCGGAGAAACAGAUGGACCGGAAGCUGUUACCAACGAAUUAUCAGAUGAAGCAGAAGAAACAAGUUUUCCAGAUGAAAUACAAGGUAUUAAAAACGAAAUAGAAGAAAAAAAUAUAGAUGUAGGAAUUAAAAUUGAAAGACUUGCAGAAAAUGACUCGGUAUUAGAAAACGAGAUAAUAAAAGAAAAAAUAGAUGAGGAAAAUAUAGAAGUUGUAAGAAUUAAAAUAGAAAAUGAUUCGAUAGAUGAAAAUGAAAGUAUUUUAGGGGGUAUACACGAAGAAAAUGUAGAAGAUAUAAAAGUAAAAAGUGAUCCAUCAAUUCAUGAACAAAUGAUCGAAAAAGAAGAAUUUUUUACAGAUAAACAUGAAAAUAUCAAACUGGAACAAAAAUUAAAUACGGAACUAAUCAUAAAGGAAGAAAUAUUCGAUGAAAAUUCUUUCGAACAUCAACAAAUUCAAAACAAAUAUUUUCCAUGCGGUUUAUGUACGCAAACAUUUAAUCAGCAAAAUUACUAUAUUCAACAUAUGCAAACUCAUGCUCGGGACAAGCUGUUUCAGUGCGACAUUUGUGAGAAGAAAUUUACUCAACAAACGAGUUUAAAUUAUCAUGUAUCACGUAUUCAUACCGGAGAAAAACCAUUUUCAUGCGAAAUUUGUGAUAAAAAAUUUACACAACGAACCAAUUUAAUCAAGCAUAAAAUGAUUCACACCGGUGAAAAACCUUAUACAUGUGAUAUUUCAUUUAAUCGUAAAUCUAGUUUAAUUCAACAUGAACGUCUUCAUACCGGAGAAAAACCAUUUGAAUGUAAUAUUUGUGGAAAAAAAUUUAAUCUUAAAGCUACUUUAAUUCAACAUGAACGUCUUCAUACCGGAGAAAAACCAUUUGAAUGUAAUAUUUGUGGAAAAAAAUUUAAUCUUAAAGCUACUUUAAUUCAACAUGAACGUCUUCAUACCGCGGAAGAAACAUUUUCAUGUGAAAUUUGUGAUAAAAAAUUUAGUCAACGAAGCAGUUUAAUCAGACACAAAGUUUUUCACACGGGAGCAAAACCUUAUGCAUGCGAUGUUUGUGGUAAAACUUUUCUAUAUCAAAACAAUUAUAUUCGACAUAAACGGGUACAUUCCGGAGAAAAGCCAUAUUCUUGUGAUGUUUGUUUGAAAAGAUUUAAGCAUCGUAUCAGUUUAUCGACACAUGAACGAAUUCAUACAGGAGAAAAACCAUUUUCAUGUGAUUUUUGUGAUAAAACAUUUGGUCAAAAAGCAAGUUUAAUUGCGCAUAAUCGUGUGCACACCGGCGAAAGACCUUUUCGAUGUGAUUUAUGUGAUAAAACAUUUAGUUAUCAGAUCGCUUUAAUUCAACAUAAACUUAUUCACACCGGAGAAAAACCAUUUUCCUGUAAGUUUUGUGAGAAAACAUUUAAUCGUAAAGAUAGUUUAAAUCAACAUGAACGUAUUCAUACGGGGGAAAAACCAUUUUCGUGUGAUUUAUGUGAUAAAGCAUAUAAUCAUAAAAAUGUUCAUGCCAAGGAAAAACCAUUUUCAUGUAAUGUUUGUGGUAAAGGAUUUAAUCAACGAUUCAGUUUAAUUAAUCAUAAAAUGGGCCACACAGGAGAAAAGCCGUUUAAAUGCAAUGUUUGUGAUAAAGGAUUUAAUCAUAAAUCAAAUUUAGUUCAACAUACUCGUUUGCACACUGGAGAGAAACCAUUUACAUGCGAUGUUUGCGAUAAAACUUUUACUCAACGGUCCAAUUACAUUGUACACAGACGAGUUCAUACUGGUGAAAAACCAUUUUCAUGCGAUUUUUGUAAUAAAAAAUUUAGUCAUAAUUUAAGUUUAAUUCAACAUAAACGUGUUCACACUGAGAAAAUAACUAUAAGAGAUGAUGUUUGCGAUGGACAUCUUAAACAGCAGAUACAAACAAUAAUUAUAAAAAAUGAAAUCGACGAAAAUGCUGCAAACGAACAUGAAUCAACAAGUGGCGAAGACCCCAUCAAACCUGAAAUGCAACAGGAAACUUUUGCAACGGAUUGUGAACUUAUAAAAGAAGAAAGGUGUUUAAUAGACCCUAAACUACUUAAAAUUGAAAUUGUGGAAGAAACUUCUACAUUGGAACCUAAACGAAUCGGUGAACAUGAAAGUAUCUUGGAACAAUUAAAUCCAGAAUUAAUAUUUAAAAACGAAAAACUUGACAAAAAAAAUAUUCCAGGACAAAACUCUACUCAAAACAAACGUUAUCCGUGUGAUCUUUGUGGUAAAAGUUUUACCCAACGGACCAAUUAUAAUCAACACAAACGAGUUCAUACUGGCGAGAAACCUUUUUCCUGUGAUUUAUGCGAUAAAAAAUUUAGUCAGAAGGCUAAUUUAACACUACAUAAACUUAAACAUACAGGAGUAAAACUAUUUUCCUGUAAUUUUUGCGAUAAAACAUUUAAUCGUAAAGAUAAUUUUGAACAACAUGAACGUAGUCAUACUGGGGAAAAACCAGUUUCAUGUGAUUUGUGUGAUAAAACAUUUGCUCAUCGAUCGGGUUUAUAUAAACAUAAAUUCUUUCACACUGGAGAAAAACCAUUUUCCUGUAAAUUUUGUAAUAAAACAUUUAAUCGUAAAUUUAAUUUAAAAUCACAUGAACGACUACAUACUGGUGAAAAACCAUUUUCAUGUGAUUUGUGUGAUAAAGCGUUCAAUCAGAAAUCCGCAUUAAUUCAGCAUAAGUAUCGCCACGCGGAGGAAAAAAUGUUUAGAGAUGAUGGUUGUGAUGGAAAUUCUGAACAGCAAAUACAUUCAAUAGUUAUAAAUCCAGAAAUCGACAAUUAUGCUGUAAACGAACAUGAAUCAACAAGUGGCGAAGACCCCAUUAAACCUGAAAUGCAAGAAGAAAACGUUAAAACGAAUGAAGUUUUAAUACUGAAUCAGAUGCAACAGAAAACUAUUGGAACGGAUUAUGAAGUACCGGAAGACGAAAAGGGCUUAAUAGAUCCUAAACUAAUUAAAAUUGAAAUUCUCGAAGAAAGUUCUACCUUGCAACGCGAACGAAUUGGUGAACAUGAAAAUAUCCUGGAAAAACAAUUAACACCAGAAUUAUUAUUUAAAAACAAAAAUCUUAAUGAAAAUGUUUUAAAACAAAAUUCUGUUAAACCUGGUUUUUCAUGCGAUUUUUGUGAUAAAAAAUUUAUUUAUAACUUCGCUUUAGUUCGGCAUAACCGUGUGCACACUGGAGAAAAACCUUUUUCAUGUGAUUUAUGCGAUAAAAAAUUUAGGCAGAAGGCCAAUUUAAUUCAGCAUAAACUUGUUCAUAACAAGAAAGAUACUCAUACUCGAAAAAAACCAGUUUCAUGUAAUUUGUGUGAAAAAACUUUUGCUCAUAGAUCGGGUUUAUAUAAACAUAAAAUUUUGCACACCGGAGAAAAACCAUUUUCCUGUAAUUUUUGUAAUAAAACAUUUAAUCGUAAAGAUAGCAGUUUAACUCAGCACAAAAGAAUUCAUACCGGAGAAAAACCUUACAAGUGUCAUAUUUGUGAUAAAAAGUUUACCACACAAAGUCAUUUACCCGAACAUUUACGCACGCAUACCGGGGAAAAACCGUACUCUUGUGAAACAUGCGGGAAACGUUUCUCACAAUCCAGUAGUUUAAUUAAACAUCAACAAGUGCAUUCAGGACAGAAACCAUAUAAAUGCAGUAUUUGUUACAAAGGUUUUACACAACAAGGUAAUUUAAUGCAACAUGAACGUAUUCAUAAUGGGGUGAAAUUAUUUAAAUGUGGUGUUUGUGAUAAAACAUUUACACAACAUGGAAAUUUAUUACAACAUGAACGAAUUCACAGUGCUCAUAAACCGUAUAAGUGUGGUGUUUGUGAUAAAGGAUUUGCUCAUCACAAUGGACUUACGCAACAUGUCAAAUGUCAUGCGGGGUUUUUAAUGUCGAUGAAAAGUUCAUCAAAAUAAAAGAAUUUAUUUUGAACCGUCAUCGUAGAAGUUAUGAAGUGGAUUAAGAAAUGUAAAAUUGUACAGGGAAGAACCGAACAACAAGUAGACCGUACUAAGAGAGUACCGUACUCUAAGGCUUAGGAGUCUGACGUUAUACCUAUUUUUAAUUGUACAGAGAAGAAAAAGUAGAUCGUACUGAGAGAAUACCGUACCCUUGGGGUCUGAAACUCAAUAAUAUAUGGGACACGGGUCCGUCUUAGUUGGCCAAAGGUAUUUAUUUGAAUGCCAACAUUGCAGCAUAAAUUCAGGGUGUCACAGGGUGGUUACAGGGUGCUUUUUGUAAGUUGAUAUUUGCAAAAUAACUUAACAAGCCGUGGAUAAGGUAUGGUGUGACCCUUGGAGUCCACACGAAUAAUU
Messenger RNA from Chrysoperla carnea, 5448 nucleotides. RefSeq names its product zinc finger protein 91-like. The record is from RefSeq and is a predicted model, not a curated record. Bases 1 to 5049 code for a protein of 1682 amino acids. NCBI's taxonomy places the organism in Eukaryota, Metazoa, Arthropoda, Insecta, Neuroptera, Chrysopidae. The transcript is spliced from 8 exons.